Struthio camelus australis is the source of this 2979-nucleotide messenger RNA. NCBI's taxonomy places the organism in Eukaryota, Metazoa, Chordata, Aves, Struthioniformes, Struthionidae. The record is from RefSeq and is a predicted model, not a curated record.
AGAAUCCAGGAUCCAGAGCUCAAACUUUUAUCCUUAACAGAUAUUCCAAUGCAAAUGGUGAGAAGAUGAGCUGCUGCAUUUUGGACAAGCUGAAGUUUGGAACGCUGCGACAUAAAGAAUCCAUUAAGAAGGAAAUUACAGUAGUUAAGAGGAGAUGAAGAGCGGUGAAAAUUAUCUGAAGUAGAAUGGAAGCUUCAGUAAUAUUACCCAUUCUGAAGAAAAAACUGGCUUUUCUUUCAGGAGGGAAGGACAGAAGAAGUGGCCUCAUUCUGACAAUUCCACUAUGCCUUGAACAGACAAGUAUGGAUGAGCUGAGUGUCACGCUAGACUACCUUCUAAGUAUCCCAAGUGAAAAAUGUAAAGCUAGAGGAUUUACUGUGAUAGUGGACGGCAGAAAAUCUCAAUGGAACGUGGUAAAGACGGUUGUGCUAAUGCUACAGAAUGUUGUUCCCGCUGAGGUAUCACUUGUUUGUGUAGUAAAGCCAGAUGAAUUUUGGGACAAGAAGGUUACACAUUUCUGUUUUUGGAAAGAGAAAGAUAGACUUGGCUUUGAGGUUAUUUUAGUGUCUGCUAACAAGCUGACUCGAUAUAUAGAACCAUGCCAACUAACGGAAGAUUUUGGAGGAACUCUCACCUAUGAUCACAUGGAUUGGUUGAAUAAGAGACUGGUAUUUGAAAAGUUCACGAAAGAAUCGACAUCGUUACUAGAUGAGCUUGCUCUAAUUAACAAUGGAAGUGAUAAGGGAACUCAACAAGAGAAAGAGAGAUCAGUGGAUUUGAACUUUCUUCCAUCAGUUGAUCCUGAGACAGUACUCCAGACAGGUCACGAGUUACUAUCUGAGUUGCAACAGCGUCGAUUCAAUGGUUCGGAUGGAGGAGUAUCCUGGUCUCCAAUGGAUGAUGAGCUACUUGCUCAGCCGCAGGUCAUGAAGCUACUAGACUCACUCCGAGAGCAAUAUACCCGCUACCAGGAAGUUUGUAGACAGCGUAGCAAGCGAACACAACUAGAGGAGAUUCAGCAGAAAGUGAUGCAGGUAGUCAAUUGGCUUGAAGGACCCGGAUCAGAACAGCUAAGAACCCAGUGGGGAAUAGGUGAUUCAAUUAGAGCUUCACAGGCUUUGCAACAGAAACAUGAAGAGAUUGAGAGUCAACACAGUGAGUGGUUUGCUGUUUAUGUUGAGCUUAAUCAGCAGAUUGCAGCUCUUCUAAAUGCAGGGGAUGAGGAGGACCUUGUAGAAUUGAAAGCGCUGCAGCAGCAGCUGAGUGAUGUGUGUUACCGGCAGGCCAGUCAGCUGGAAUUCAGACAGAAUCUAUUACAAGCAGCACUUGAGUUCCAUAGUGUUGCCCAAGAUUUGUCUCAGCAAUUGGAUGGCUUACUAGGAAUGUUGUGUGUAGAUGUAGCACCAGCAGAUGGGGCUUCAGUUCAACAAACUCUAAAACUGCUGGAAGAGAAGUUGAAAAGUGUUGACUUAGGCUUGCAAGGCUUGCGUGAGAAAGGUCAAAGUCUUCUCGAUCAGAUAUCUAAUCAGGCAUCAUGGGCCUAUGGAAAAGAUGUGACCAUUGAAAACAAAGAAAAUGUGGACCACAUCCAAGGAGUGAUGGAAGAUAUGCAACUUAGAAAACAAAGGUGUGAGGAUAUGGUAGACGUGCGUCGACUAAAGAUGCUUCAGAUGGUGCAGUUAUUUAAAUGUGAAGAAGACGCUGCUCAGGCAGUAGAGUGGUUAAGUGAACUGUUGGAUGCUCUGCUCAAGACACACAUCCGCUUGGGAGAUGAUACUCAAGAAACUAAAGUUUUACUGGAGAAACAUCGAAAAUUUGUUGAUGUUGCACAGAGUACUUACGAUUACGGGAGACAGUUACUGCAGGCUACAGUUGUGCUGUGCCAAUCUCUGCGAUGCACUUCAAGGUCCUCGGGGGACACACUUCCAAGGCUGAACAGAGUGUGGAAGCAGUUUACAUUAACUUCAGAGGAAAGAGUACAUAGGCUGGAAACAGCUGUUGCAUUUCAUUCAAUUGCUGAAAAGAUUUUGCAAGAAUGUCCAGAGCAGCCUGAAGCUAUUAAUGAAAUGGAACAAUUUGAUGAAAUUGAAGCCAUUGGGAAAUCGCUGCUGGACAGAUUAACAGUGCCUGUAGUUUAUCCCGAUGGUUCUGAGCAGUACUUUGGGAGCCCAAGUGAUAUGGCUUCUGCAGCAGAACAUAUUAGAGAAAAGAUGAAGCUAGUUAGCCUGAAAAAGCAACAGCUGAGACAACCGGAAGCCACUACCCCGGAGAGCUAAUAGACUGACCCUUGUCUAUCGAUUCAUAAUAGGACUUCAGUUUGUAAUCCAGCAUGCUGUUUGCAUAUUACAAAAUUUGGCAUAAUAUAUUAAAAUACAUUUCACAGCUGUUAUAAAAGUCUCAUCUUUUGUUCAACGUAAAUGUUCUCAGCAUCUUAACGCUGUACAUCUGUCAAGCCAUAAUUAUUUAACAUGCUAUGAAACCACAGAUUCCAAGUAUCUUACAAAAAGGAACUGUAAACUUUGCACUGAAAUUUGCUGUAAAGCUUUACCUGACCUGUCAGCUGCUGCUUAGUUAAAACAGCUGAUGCAAGCUUUGAAUGGUGCUAAUGAAAGCGUUAGGAGUUCCACCUUAUGAAAUCGUAGUUCUUUGCUUCCCCCCUCCCCAGGUGGUGUAGUAAUUUUAGACUGUAGGCAAAGUACCUGCAGCGUAGAUAGUGGUGACCCUAUAAUUUUAAUUUGAAGUACUUUAAAAAAAGACUCAUUUUUAUUGUGCCAGUAUGCAACCUAUCCAUCAAAUCUUUGAUAUAUCAAAUUCAUUAAACAGAUGUUUUCCUAUUUGUAUUGAUAAUGUAUUAAAAGCUGUUUGUGCUUAAUAAAAAUCAUCUUUUUAAAAUCUAAAAUAAACUUGUUUUGGCUUGUAGUCCCAUUUGCAUUACAUUCUGUGAUAAAUGAUAGUAAAAACCCUCACUCUCUCAACAUA